This is a messenger RNA of Nomia melanderi (Alkali bee), 1806 nucleotides long. RefSeq names its product beta-ureidopropionase pyd3 (gene pyd3). NCBI's taxonomy places the organism in Eukaryota, Metazoa, Arthropoda, Insecta, Hymenoptera, Halictidae. Gene Ontology annotation, molecular function: beta-ureidopropionase activity. The record is from RefSeq and is a predicted model, not a curated record.
ACUCGACAUUAUUCGUCUGUAUUGACUCAACGAUAAAAGUAACAAACAACUGCACACUCGAAUAACAUAAUCACACAUUAUCAAUAUUAUUAUUUAUUCCACAUUCGUCCCAACAAUGUCUCAAUAUCAAAUAUUACACUAAAAACUAAAAAUAUUAAAUUCUUUAAUUCCACCACAGGCAAAAUCACCUGGAAACAAUUCCACAGAGAAAUGUUGUAAACAUAUCUCCCCGGAUAACAUAGGUGCUCCAUUUAUCUCUGCACAAAAAGAGCACCUAAGGCCAUGGUAUCUACAGGUCAAAGUUAUCGAGGCAGGAGAGACUAUUUAUACAGCAAAGAUUAAACUACUGUUGCUCUGUGUUUACAUCUGCCGCUGGUAUAUAUUCGGUAAAAUCCGUCUCUCCGCAUUAAUCCUCUCGUGUCUGCGACGUAACCGUCACCGGAACCACGUACGCUCUUCAUAACCUUAAUCAAACGUAUUCGGCCGCACCAUAGGGAACAAUAUGCAGAAGACGAUGUUCAACCAAACCCUCGAAGACAUUCUGGAGAAGAACCUGCCUGAAAAGGAACUGUCCGAGGUGAAGCGUCUCUUAUACGGACGCGAAUUACAGCCCUUGGAGCUUCCGGAAUGGACGGAGAAGACGGAAUUGGAUGUGCAGGGGUACGCGAUGAACAGCGAGGUCACAGAGCAACUGCGGCCGCCGAGGAUCGUCCGCGUCGGUGUGAUCCAGAACUCGAUCGUGGUGCCGACCACUGAACCCUUGCAGAAACAAAGGAACGCGCUCCAUCAGAAGAUCCAAAAAUACGUAGACUACGCGGCCGCCUGUGGCGUGAACGUGCUGUGCCUCCAGGAGGCCUGGGCUAUGCCGUUCGCGUUCUGCACGAGAGAGAAAUAUCCUUGGUGCGAGUUCGCCGAGGAAGUGGAGAACGGGCCGACGACCGUGCUCAUGUCUGAGAUGGCACAGCGUCAUGGGAUGGUGAUCAUCUCCCCGAUUUUGGAGAGGGACGUCGAGAACGGAGAUACCUUGUGGAACACGUCGGUGGUGAUCGGCCCGGACGGGCAGGUGAUCGGGAAGCACAGGAAAAACCAUAUCCCGCGUGUGGGCGACUUCAACGAGUCCACUUAUUACAUGGAGGGCAACACGGGUCAUCCUGUGUUCGACACUUGCUUUGGACGCAUCGCUAUCGCUGUUUGCUAUGGACGCCAUCAUCCACAGAACUGGAUGAUGUACGGCCUCCAUGGUGCCGAGAUCGUUUUCAAUCCAUCUGCGACCACCAGUCAUACAUCUGAGCCAUUGUGGCCCAUCGAAGCGAGAUGCGCCGCCAUUGCUAACAGUUACUACACUUGCGCUAUCAACCGAGUGGGAACAGAGAUAUUCCCUAAUGAGUUCACAUCCGGAGACGGUGCACCGGCGCACCAUGACUUUGGACACUUCUAUGGAUCCAGCUACAUCACUGCCCCCGAUGGUAGCAGAACUCCUGGCCUGAGCCGUUCCAAAGACGGUCUUCUCGUCUGUGAACUGGAUCUGAACAUGUGUCGUCAGAUGAAAGAUAUGUGGUGUCUACGUAUGACCCAGCGAUUGGAUAUGUACGCCAAAGAACUUUCCGAGUACGUGGAGAAGAAUCUGAAACUCAGCGAGAAAACUAAGUAAUGCGCCUUCAGUCACCGAGAUUACCCGCGCCACGAGGAACGUGCAUGGGUAAUUCGCCGAGGGCUACUGGGAUGAUCCUCACGCUUCUGAUUUUAUAAAACGGUGUAAACAAAAUAUGUGAAAAAAAAGAAAAUAUACGUGCAUAUUCUUUUAUA